Molecule: messenger RNA, 1442 nt
Organism: Drosophila bipectinata
Lineage: Eukaryota; Metazoa; Arthropoda; Insecta; Diptera; Drosophilidae
Gene: Sas10
Product: UTP3 small subunit processome component Sas10
Biological process (GO): maturation of SSU-rRNA from tricistronic rRNA transcript (SSU-rRNA, 5.8S rRNA, LSU-rRNA)
Cellular component (GO): small-subunit processome; nucleolus
Source: RefSeq, a predicted model, not a curated record
CUGGCUUUGGGGUUUCGGUUUGUUUACGGUGCACGUGUUGCCCAAGAAGUCCAAUUCUGACUUAAAUAAGUGCACAACUAUAUCACAAAAAUGGACAGCGAAGCGGAUGACUACGAGAUGAGCGGCUCCGAGAAGGAGUACGACGAGGAGGAGCGCGAGAUUCUGGAGGAUCUGCGUAAGCAACGCAAAAAACGACAGGAACAGGAUCCCCGCCAAGAAGUUUUGGCCUUUAGCGACGAGGACGACGAUGAGGAUGAGGAUGAGGACGGGGAUGUGAAGGAACUGAUGCGCGACAGCGACAUCGAGGGAGCUGAGGAUGACGACGCCGAUCUGCCCAACACAAUGGACUGGGGUAGUAAACGAAGCACCUACUACAACACAGACUUUGUAGACCAGGACUACAGCAGCUACAAUGCUCAGGAGGAGGACCUGGCCCGCGCCGAGGAGGAUGAGGCCAAAAGAAUCCAGCUGCGUCUGGCCAAGCGGCUCAGCGAGGCGGAUUUCCAGUUGGACGACGUCAAGGCAGACAGCAGUGGCGAUGAAGAGGAUACGUCCGCCAGUAAGUCGGCUCCGGGCAUUAAAAUCACUACCGACCUGACAGGCCUUUCGGCACGUGAGCGACUCCAGCUUCUCCAGAAGGAUUCCCCAGAGUUCCUGGGGCUUACACAAGACUUUCAGAAGCAUCUAGAGGAGGUUAAAGAGCUGUUAACGCCAGUUUUGAACUAUGUAAGGAACCAUGGUGUGCCCAUGGUACCGCCCUUGAAGUUCGCCAGUCUCUACCACAACGUGCUCGCCACCUACUGUUCCAACGUAGCCUUCUACUUGCUUCUGAAGGCGCGACGCAGUAGCGUCAAGUUCCAUCCGGUGGCUAAGCGUCUCGUCCAGCUUAAGCAGCUAAGGGAUCAGUUGGCGCCGCGCUACGAGGAGUACAUACGGCCCCAGCUGGAGGCUCUGCUGGAAAGGAUUCAGGACGGAGAUGCCUUCACAGUUUUGGAUGUAUCCCAGCGCAAGGCCAAGCUUCAGAUCUUGAACAAAUACAGCAAUGGCGAGGUGGCCGCCAAUGAAUCGACCGAUGAUGAGGGUGCUACAAAACAAAGGAACGAUGGAGACCAACUGGAGGACGGCGGGGAAGAAGAUGAGGAUGAGGAGCCGGAUGAGGAAGACGCACGCCGUGGCAUCACCUACCAAAUGGCCAAAAACAAGGGUCUCACUCCCCACCGAAAGAAGGAACUACGCAAUCCGCGCGUCAAGCACCGCGGCAAGUACCGAAAGGCUCUUAUCCGGCGCAAGGGUGCAGUGCGCACGGUACGGAAGGAGGUUCAACGCUACGGAGGCGAGAUGUCCGGCAUCAAGGCAUCCGUCACCAAGAGUGUCAAGUUCCGUUCCUAGUAAUCCAGAUAGUCCACAUUUUAAUCAAAUAAAAAUCCAAAAAAUAUGUUUUA